Messenger RNA from Hemicordylus capensis (graceful crag lizard), 3063 nucleotides. It is a transcript of the gene C4H1orf21, whose product is annotated as chromosome 4 C1orf21 homolog. The transcript has 8 exons. The record is from RefSeq and is a predicted model, not a curated record. NCBI's taxonomy places the organism in Eukaryota, Metazoa, Chordata, Lepidosauria, Squamata, Cordylidae. The coding region runs from base 1150 to 1647 and encodes 165 amino acids.
AGGUCCAGGCUCCAGCCUCCCAACUUACCUAGGUGCACCUCUUCCCAGAGGCUGCCGAAUUCUGGACUGGCCCUGCAUUUCUGAAGGCUCCCCUACACAGAGACAGACAGACAGCCCUAUGUAUCCAAAGCCAUCCGGGAGCAAGAUGGAGCACAGGCUUUUCUCCGUGCUCCUUUACGACAUGCAGGGAGGAGUUGGUUUGUUUUUGGUUUUGGGACAUGAUAGAGAAGCCUUUCCAGCCAGGACACCCCGCGCCCCCGCAGCUGCCGUCAGAAGUGGCAGCACAGUCCAGGCAGUGGGGCACCCCUUCCUCCUGCUUCUGGAGCAGCAUCUGAAAACCCAGCGUGACAGCACGAAGGCUGCCCAAAUGUCUGUUCCUUGGGGCUCGUGCAUGGAGCGAGGCAGGAGAAAGCUACUUCUUCGGUGAAUUCCUCCCUGCCGUGGCCGGGCUGUGUGUCGAGGAAGGGCGGGCACUCCUAUUCCGCGAGGGCGGCGGCGGCGGCGUUCUGCUCUGGAAGGCUUCUACUGGGGACUAUACAUCAGGAGAAGAGUCAGCCCGCAACAGCCUCUGCGUCGUCUCCCACUGCUGCUUGCGUGCUUUUUCCAUUCAUUUCUCCCGGCCGAGUUCUCCUUUCUUCUCUUCUCUUUUCCAGGGGCGACUCGCUCGUCCAAGCCGUUGCGCGCCCCGCCCCUUGCUUGCUUCGGGCCCGCCUCUUACUCCCCGGAGAGGCCGCCCGGCGCCCGCCUGCUUGCCUGGGCUGUAGCCGCCUGCCUGCCAGCAGCAGCAGGCAACGCUCCGUCUGCGGUUCCCCUUCAGUCGCGCGUCCAGGCAUAUCCAUACGACCUCCCACCCAGAGCUGGAGUUGCCCGCUUCCCUAAGCAAACAAGCGUCACCUCGUGUCUACCAGCAGCCCGGAGCUGAAGCGCAGCGGGCGCUUUUUGCAAGCCCGGAGGAGGCACACAGAGAGACCCAGACAGGGGGGCAGGCAGGCCGGCCGGCGGUGGCGGCGGCGGCGCCUUCCGAGGUUUUUUAAAAAGUGUCUUGACGACAAAGUCGGAAGCUGGAUUAUUUCUAAAAUAAAAACCAUGCAUGUACGUCUGUAGAAAUGGUUUGCGGCUCAGUCAAGCUGGAGCUGACUAAAUGAAACUAUGGGCUGUGCAUCAGCCAAGCAUGUUUCUGCUGUUCAAAAUGAAGAGGAAGCUCAGAAGGGGAAAAACUAUCAGAAUGGAGAUGUAUUUGGGGAUGAGUAUAGGAUCAAACCUGUGGAAGAAGUCAAAUACAUGAAAAACGGGGGAGAAGAUGAUCAGAAAAUAGCUGCCAGAAACCAGGAAAACUUGCUUGGAAAAAGUGGGAGCCCAGGGCCACUCACGAGGCAGCAAGAAAAAAGUGCCAGUUCACAUGUAAGGCUUAAGUCUAAUAAAGAGCUUCCAGGAUUAGUACAUCAACCUAGAGCAAACAUGCACAUCUCUGAAAGCCAACAAGAAUUUUUCAGAAUGCUGGAUGAGAAAAUUGAAAAGACAUUCCUUUUCCAAGUCAGGGCUAGCCCAGGAAGGAUCCAGCCAACUUCAUUUGAGAAAGGAGCCAGAAUGCUGAGGUCCAGCAACCAGAGCCGAGGUGCAAAACAGCAGUAUGCGAAGCAGCCAUAGAAUUAAGGAACACAUAUUCAGCCCAGGAAUUUGUUUUCAGUACCAGAAUUGAGUUCUCAGCCCUUUCACACAAAACAUCCACUUCUGGUUUUCUCCCUAAGCUUUUUUCAUUUUAGCAGCUUAAUUUAGAAGAUAUGUGCAUGAGCUUUUUGUCCCUGGUAAAUAACUCUAAGUCAGAGAACCAUGUUGAUCUAAUACUUUCUGACCACCUCUAUACAGAAAGCACCAAAACCCAAACUGGAGGUCUCAUUAUGUGUUCCUACAAAUGUGUGCACCCUGUUUCUUGUUACCCAGAGCAGUGUUCCCUCUGAGGCAUGCACAUGUACGUGCACUCACACAUUUUCUGAAGUCUGCAGUUAAUUUUAGAUCCCACACAGGAAGGCCCCACUCUGAAUGCACGUGCGCACACACUGCCUUGAUGCUCCCGCCCAGAACAAAACUCAUUCCACACACAGAUGAAAAAAAGUUAGAGAACACUGACCCAGAGUGCUGUCUAUUUCAUGCUUCCUCCCAUCCUACUUCCAGUAAUGUCUCUGCCAUCUAUCCAUGUGAUUUGGUUGAUCUUGUGGCUACAUACCACAUUAGCAGCACUUGCCUCAUUAGGGAGUGUGGUGCCCAACCACAAAAUCUGAAUGGAACAUGUGAGAUAAAGAUUUAGAUACUGCCAAAAGCACAAUGGGAGGAAGCAUGGAGGGAUUCACCAGAGACUAAGCUCAGUUCAAAAAUGUAGAAAAGAGUUAAUCACAGACUCGGUAUCCGUGGUAUCCAUGGUUUUGUGUAUCUGCAUUUCGGUAAUUGACACACAACCUCGGUAUAUGCAGAAAAAAAUGGGGGGGAGGAUUAACAUCUCAUAUCCAUGGGUUGGGGAAUGGCAAUGACUCAGAGGUCAUUUCCGGCUGCCAUUUAGAGACUGGGAGCCUUCAUAAACAAAACAACAAGACCUGCUAUUUUUGCAUGAUUUUUGCAUGAUUUUUUAAUAUUGGGGUGGACUGCUGAGGACCUUCAGUGCACAGUAGGCCACUUUUCCGCCACAUUUCUAGGGUUUUUAACCCUGUUUUCAGGACUUUUUACACCCACCAGGAACCUAUCCCCCUGAUUUGCAUAGCCUCAAUGACUCUGUAUUUGCAGUUUCCAUAUCCGCGGUAGUAGCAGAGAACAGAACCCCUACAAAUACAAAGGUUCUCCUGUGGUUCUUUUUCCCUGUGUAUUUUGCUGUGAAAUAAUGACUCCCCAAAGAGAAAAGCCCUGUUCAGGCAUGGAGAAAAGUUGGCAUGGUACUUGUGUACAGCAUCCCAGUGUGCUGGGAAAUCCUACUCUGGUGCUGAUACACAGGGAAGCAUCACUCCUCCCUGUGCUCUUCGCAGUUACAGCAUUUGUCUGAGCAGACAAAUGCCAGAAGUGUGACAGCAGCUGUUU